GCCUAUUAACCCCUUUCCGCCUCGCCUUCCCCGGGCCAAGAAACGGCUCCUCCUCCUCGUCGUCCUGUGACCCUGGUGCAAGAUGCAAGCCGCCGCCUGCCGUCCCCACCCUGCGCUUCUCUCCCCGAGGAGGAAGAGGGAGGAGGCGAGGAGGGCGCAGCCACGAGCCGCGUGCAGAAAGCCUGUCCCUUCGGCGUGAAGACCGCGAGACCCGGACUCGGGAUCCUCACUCCGACUCUGGCGCCCCGCGCCCCCCGUUUGCCUGCCUCUGCCCGGGGCACCCUCGCAGCACCCCAACUGCUGGCUGAACCGCCGCCAGCACAGCUCCACCGCGCCCGGAGCAGCCGCGCCUCCGCGCAGGUGCUGCAAGCGCCCCUGCCCUCCGGCGCCCCCUGCCGGCCAGAGGGAAGGCAGCCGCCGAGACGCGGAGCCGCAGGGCGCGGGGCGCAGGACGCCAGAGUUCUCCGGGCGUCGGGAAGACAAGCCGGGAGCGUCCCUCAUGGUGCCGCCGCCUCCUCCGUGCCGGGGAGGAGCGGCCAGGGGACAGCUGGGCAGGAGCCUGGGUCCGCUGCUGCUACUCCUGGCGCUGGGACACACGUGGAGCUACCGGGAGGAGCCCGAGGACGGCGACAGAGAAAUUUGUGCCGAGAACAAAAUCGCGACCACCAAGUACCCGUGUCUGAAGCCUUCAGGAGAGCUCGCCACGUGCUUCAGGAAAAAGUGCUGUGAAGGGUACAAAUUUGUCCUUGGACAGUGUGUCCCAGAAGAUUACGACGUUUGUUCCGAAGCUCCCUGCGAACAGCAGUGCACGGAUAACUUUGGCCGAGUGCUGUGCACCUGUUACCCAGGCUAUCGAUACGACCGGGAGAGGCAUCGCAGGCGGGAGAAGCCCUACUGCCUGGAUAUCGACGAGUGUGCCGUCAGCAACGAGACGCUGUGUGCGCACAUCUGCGUCAACACCGUGGGCAGCUACCGCUGCGAGUGCCAGGAGGGCUAUGUGCGCGAGGACAACGGCAGGACGUGCACCAGGGCGGACAAGUACCCCAACGACACUGGGCGCGAGGAGAAGCCUGAGAACACAGUGAGAGUCGGCACCUGCUGUGCCUCAUGCAAGGAGUUCCACCAGGUGAAGCAGACGGUGCUGCAGCUGAAGCAGAAGAUUGCUCUGCUCCCCAACAAUGCUGCUGACCUGGGCAAGUAUAUCAGUGGCAAUAAAGUGCUGGCCUCAAACGCCUACCUUCCAGGACCUCCUGGCCUGCCUGGGGGCCAGGGUCCUCCUGGCUCACCAGGACCAAAGGGGAGCCCAGGAUUCCCUGGUAUGCCAGGCCCUCCUGGGCAGCCCGGCCCCCGGGGCUCAAUGGGACCCAUGGGACCAUCUCCUGAUCUCUCCCACAUUAAGCAAGGCCGACGGGGCCCUGUGGGCCCUCCAGGUGCGCCAGGAAGAGAUGGUUUGAAGGGAGAAAGAGGAGCACCUGGGCCCAGGGGCUCUCCAGGCCCCCCGGGCUCUUUCGACUUCCUGCUGCUCAUGCUGGCGGACAUCCGCAACGACAUCGCGGACCUGCAGGAGAAGGUGUUCGGGCAGCGGACUCACUCUUCCGCAGAGGAGUUCCCUUUACCUCAGGAAUUCUCCAGCUACCCCGAAACCAUGGACUGGGGCUCCGGAGAUGACUACCAGAGAAGAACUGACUGAGAUAACAGACUUAAGAGCCCCCAAGAGACUUGUAUCUGCCACCGUGUCCCGCCAUUGUCGCAUCCGUGGGAGAGCUGAUAGUCCUCACCUGCAACCACUCAUAUAAAGAAAACAGAUACCACCGUUGGCCUAGAACCAAUCCCCUUGCCCUGCCCCUCCUUGCUCUUCCAAACACUGCUUCCAGAGCCCCUGGGAGACCUGCUGGUGCAUGAAGGGGGAGUGACUGAUGCCCAUGCUUGCCCCUGGUCAUCCGUUGGGAUAGUCUGCCUUGGGACUUCUCUUCUGCUUCCUACUUUUUUUUUUUUCCAGAAACUUCUGGAUUUCUGACUUAAGCAUUCUGAUGGCAGCUUAACCUAUGACAGAAUAUCUAAAGGUGGUGGCGGGGGUGGAAUGACCAGGUGAGCACUAAAGAAAUGUGAGGCUACUUCUAAAAAAACAAACAAACCCAAAGUGAUGUGUUUAAAAUAGACUACUACUUGUCUUCUCUUGAGUUAUGAGAAUGAGAUGGAUAAGCGUGUGGAA
Ochotona princeps (American pika) is the source of this 2212-nucleotide messenger RNA. It is a transcript of the gene CCBE1, whose product is annotated as collagen and calcium binding EGF domains 1. Gene Ontology annotation, molecular function: calcium ion binding. NCBI's taxonomy places the organism in Eukaryota, Metazoa, Chordata, Mammalia, Lagomorpha, Ochotonidae. The transcript has 11 exons. The coding region runs from base 500 to 1690 and encodes 396 amino acids. The record is from RefSeq and is a predicted model, not a curated record.